This is a messenger RNA of Spirodela intermedia, 6442 nucleotides long. Lineage: Eukaryota; Viridiplantae; Streptophyta; Magnoliopsida; Alismatales; Araceae. The record is from the annotation of a GenBank genome assembly.
AUGGCGGGGAAGCGGAUGCGCAGCCGCGGGGUCGGCUCAGUGGUUGACAGGGGCCUCCUCUUCAAGCGCAUCCAGGAGCUGGAGGGGGUGGUCGACAUCUACGAUGUCGGAUGUGUGGUGGAGCAUCUCCGCGAGCUGUACAGAGAUUAUGGCAGCAAGAAGCUGAUUCCCUUCACCCACUGCGUCCAGCAGGCCCUGGAAGGCUACCGCCAUCGGCAGAGGAGGCAGCAGGCGAAGCACAAGGAAGGUGGCGAUGACGAGGGAAUGAACGAGGCGACGCCAUCCUCGCGGAGCCCGAAGCGAUUUAAGAUGUCCUCCGCGGCGUCCUCCUCGUCGUCAUCUGUUGGAUCAGCUGACGAGGAUGCGGUCUUCGACAUGGAAGUGAAGCCAGAGUUCGAUUUAAUGAAGUCGGCAAUUAGGGAGAGUUACAGCAAGUCGCGACAGCAACCGGUGAGCAGUCGCCCAAAAAGGGAGGAGGACGUCCAGGAGGAUAAUGCCGUGGACCGCAAGCUGUUGAGAGCGACCGAGUUUGGAGUCACUACGCCUGUGUCGUCGGGACAGGGUGACGGAAGGGGAGCUGAAUUGGUAGGCUGCAAGGGGAAGGAUGGCCCCAGGUUCAGGGAUUUUGGAGGAAUCGAGGGGAUAUUGGACGAACUGAUGAUGGAAGUGGUGGUUCCUCUGUGCCACCCGCAGUUGCCAGCGACGCUUGGUGUCCGUCCCAUAUCUGGGAUCCUUUUGCAUGGACCACCAGGGUGUGGUAAAACUAAGCUGGCCCAAGCUAUCGCCAACGAAACAGGAGUGCCAUUCUAUAAGAUCUCUGCUACCGAAAUUGUUUCUGGAGUCUCUGGUGAGGGAUUUGUUCAGAAAUUGCUAAGACUUAGAUUUCGAAAAGUGAAAAGUCGAUUCUAUCAAUGUUGAAUGUAGUUAAAUGAUUUUGAACUUCAAGCAUAAAGUACUUACUUUUGUAAAAGGUUUGCUCGUUUGAAUUUGGCACCAUAUGAGACAUGGAAUGACCAGUGACAUUUAUUAGGGAUUUAUUCAAAGGUUGCAAAGGCAUAGAUUUUGAAAAUUUAGAGUCGAUUCUGAUAAGUGUUGAGUUUAGUUAAAGGCCUUUGAACUUCGAACACAAUAUACUCAAUUUGUGAAACGUAUGCUAGUUUAAAUUUGAUUCCGUGAUGAGACAUGGAAUGACCAAAAAAAAUUAGUCAGACCACUGAAGGACACAUCUUUUCAAUGAAGAUUAUAAAGUUUAAUCAAACGAUUGAAGGAUUGAUAAGUUGCUGUGUGGGCGAUCAGUAAUGGCAUCCUUCGUUGUAGAAGUAAUUGAGCAUUAGUGAUGCCAUCCUUUGCAAAACCAAUUUCUUACACGAAUACAUUCCUUCUUACAAAAACGCUUAUUUUACAGAAAUCGUAAACUUUGGAUCUAAUUGAUUAGAGGGGUGAAGGAAAACAGCAAAUUUAUGCACUUUGACAGAAAAAGAGAUGAGGAUAAUUGGCUUCUAAAGACUAUAUUUUCUAGUCAUGGACUAGAUACAUAUUCAAGGAGAAGUGUCAUCUUUAAUCCUGCUUAUAUGAAGCACAGUUAACUGCUAAAAAAAUAAAAUUUAUAUGUGAAUGCUUACGUUCUUGGAGCUUUAUCCCUACUGUGGUGCUUCUGUAUAUAUUUAGUGUAAAAUCCUAUUUGAUAUGUGUGCAUGUGUUUUUCAGUUAUGAGCUCUUAGCUAUUAUUGAUAUGACAGGUGCAUCUGAAGAAAAUAUUAGAGAGCUCUUUAAAAGGGCAUAUCGUACAGCCCCUUCUAUCGUUUUCAUUGAUGAGAUUGAUGCUAUUGGUUCCAAAAGGGAUAAUCUACAAAGGGAAAUGGAAAAGCGAAUCGUGACACAGCUGAUGACUUGCAUGGAUGAAUCACACCAAGCACUUGGAGCAGCAGAUGCUAAAUUAGAUGUAGAGCCUUCUGAGAAGAAACCUGGCUAUGUUCUUGUAAUUGGAGCUACAAAUAGACCAGAUGCAGUAGACCCAGCACUGAGAAGACCUGGGCGUUUUGAUCACGAGAUAUUUCUAGGUGUCCCUGAUGAAAAAGCGCGUAGAGAAAUCCUGUCAGUUCUUACGGAGAAACUUAAACUCGAUGGUGCAUUAGAUCUUUCAAAGAUAGCCAGAGCCACAUCUGGAUUUGUUGGAGCUGAUUUGGCAGCUUUAGUAAACAAGGCAGGAAACCUAGCAAUGAGGAGGAUUAUUAUUCGAAGAAAAUCUGAACUUCCAGCGGAAUCAACAGAAGAUCAACAUGUGACAUGGUGGAGGCAACCAUGGACACCUGACGAAAUCGAGAAGCUCGGUAUUUCAAUGGUCGACUUUGAGGUAAUAUGCCUGGAGUAGUAAACUACACAAAUGAUGGGAUAUUUCCUCUACAGAUGCAUAUUUUACUUACUUUAAUUGGUGCAUCAAUACUUACUUUAAUUGGUACUAUAGUAUGGAAGUAAUAUCGGAUUAAAAAUUAUCAUUGAAAAGUUAGUAUUUUUUGCGCCUGUCAGUGACGAUUUCGUUCAUCAACAAUGUCUGGCUUGACUGAUAUAUUGCCUUUUAUUUUUUAAUCGAAUCCACUGUAAGGCGAGUAAAGUCGAUCUUUCAAUUCACUUGGUUAUUGGUCCUUCCUAAUGCAUUGUCCAUAUAAUCUAUGUUCUGUGAAAAAAAAAUAAGACAUUCAAUAUUUGUCUCGCUUUCGAUCCACAAUCCCUAAAUCUUACAUACAUGUUUAAGUGCUAAAUCGAGUGACAUCUUUGGUAUCUUUGAGAAAUAUAUCUAGUGUGUGCAGCCAAUCGAGUGACAUUAUUGCUGGGUUCAUUAUCUGAAGUAGUUUUUUGAGGGCGUCUACCAGUUGAAUGGAUAUAUGGUGCUUUAUGUUUUAAGGUGAUGACAGAAAAAUAUUCUGUAGUUAUCAAGUAUCAUUUGUUUUCAUACAAGAAUGAUAACUGGAUCUGCAGCUGUUUGAGGGAGGAGAAAGGGACCAUUCUCAAUUGACUCGUUCCACUAUCCAUGUGGAAUAAUUGCGCUGGUAGUUUUAAUUGAAUAGCUGGCAACUGACAGUUAUUCUCCCAUAGAAAACUGUGUCAAUAUGAUAUUUUUUUGAUGUCUCAAGUUUUUUUCUUUAGUUAGUAUCAGCUAUGGAAUUUUUCUAAUUUCUCAGGUUUUUACCGCUAUCCUUUUUGCUUAAAUUAGGAAGCAGCUAAGCUGGUUUUACCCUCUUCAAGAAGGGAAGGUUUUUCUUCCAUACCUGCUGUUAAAUGGGAGGAUGUUGGCGGCCUUGAUUCUCUGAGAAAAGAUUUUGAUCGACACAUUAUUCAACGUGUCAAACAUCCUGAGAAAUAUGAGGUUGGUCUCCAUUUUAUCCCAUUUUCAUGUAUCAGCCCCUCGGAUCUUAAGCAGUGUGAACUCUUCUUCUCUUUUAUGAGCCUUUACUAAUUAUUCAUGACUAUUUGAAUCUGUUUUUUUUUUAGCUGAAUUUUCUUAUCUUCCUGUCUACUGUACAAUAACACAUUGGAGUAGAAUCAAGUCUUGUUGCGCCACCAGCAUGAGAUGAAUAUUAAAGAAUGAUUUGAAACGAUUUCUCAGAAAGAAAAGUGCGGACAAAGAUACUGGAGUAAUAGGUGACAAAUGAGAUUGAUUACCUACCUUGGGUAGCUUACCCCAAAGAGUGCGUUGCAAAUCAAGCCAGAUGAUAUCAUAACACUUGACUUGUUUACAAGUAUUAUCCUUAAUAUACUGAGGAAUGCUUUCAAUUUUCAUGAUUCUCGUGUCAGGUUAGAGUUUUUUAUAUAAAUCGAUGUAUCAUUUACCAGCCCAAGGUUAUCUUAGAAUGCCAUGCCAGAAUAGCUAGAUGCAAUCUCGAGUCAGGUAAAAAAAGGGCAGCCAAAUAGGCUGAGCUAAGGGAAAAGACUGCUUUGGUUAAAUUAUAGAUACGAAAAAGGACUCCUAAUAUACGACAAUAAGCGGAUAUGAAAUGGGUUACAGCUUUCUGUCUCGUAGAGAUCCUAGAAGGACUUUCACGAAAUCUCUGGUUGUUCUCGUAAUUUGAAGGUUCCCGAAAUUGGUAGUAAAGGCAGGUGUAGGAAUUAGAUAAUGGGACCAUUUGACUAGGUAUCUGCUUCUAUUGUGUACUAAUUCAAUUGCUUUCUUAGGCGCUUUCAGUUCUUUCGGUUGCUUUAGAUUUUUCAAUUCCUUUAGGAUAUAUCUCCUUUUAGGACGAUAACUCCGGUUUUUUUUUUUUAUAUAAUGAUUGGGCAGUCAUGAAAACCAUAAAGACGUGCCCUAAUUAGGUACCUCAUCCACGAAUUUCCAUAAAAUGAAUGCUUUGAUUUUCUGAUUGGUUCAAAUUACUAUUAUUGAUUACAAACUUAUGGUAGAAAGCUUUCCUUUCCCCAACAAAAUAUGGAUAUUAAAGGAGAGAACAACUUUACAGGAUAAGCAGAUUCUUUGAGAUAAGAGGGAACAUAACAUGAUACAGUCAAAUAUAAAGAGGCAGAAGAUUCUACCUGAAAGGUUGCAUUCCAUCUUAUCUGAUGGCACCAAAAGCUUAGAUUCCUUACUCCUGAUGGAUUGUGGCUAUCAAUCGUUUCAAUGCACAUGCUAGAUUUAAGCUUCUGAUGCCACUUUUAGGUUUUCUGACCAUCAUUCUUGCUUGAUGUAUUAAAACGUUGUAAUAAUUUUGUAGAACGCUAAAAUGGAAUAAAAACUUGUUCCUUCAUUAUUUAAAGCUGCCAAGUGCUGAUUUAUGUUAUGUUUUCAUAUCUCAUCUGUCACUGUCAUAAGAUCUCUCCUCGAUUUCCAGUCUUAUGAAUUUCCCUCCUAAUCUCAAGUUAAAGCUACCUCAAUGUUUCUUGUUCUCUAUUUUACCGACUUUUUCAGGAGUUCGGAUUGACAUUGGAAGCUGGAUUUCUGCUUUAUGGCCCUCCUGGCUGCGGUAAAACACUAAUUGCCAAGGCUGUGGCAAAUGAAGCCGGUGCCAAUUUUAUCCACAUAAAGGUCACAUUCUAUAUCAUUAAGCUAGAACUUUGUUGCCCCAGGCUGUUCAACAUCGAUCUGAAUCUCCUCAUAGUUUUCUUAAUUUUAGGGUCCCGAGCUCUUGAACAAGUAUGUUGGGGAGAGUGAGUUAGCAGUGAGGACAAUAUUCGGCCGUGCCCGGAUUUGCUCUCCAUGCAUACUAUUCUUUGAUGAGGUAUACGAUCUCUGAUCAGACCUCCUCUCCAUACAUAUCCUUGAGGCCGCUGUCUAUGUGCCGCCUGUCAUAUACAUCCCUGAUCGGACAGAAACUUCAAUGAUUUCGUUAAAGAAAGUAGUGAUAAAUUGCUACGGAUUAACUUUGAAGGGCUUGGUGGGGUUAUUGAGGAAGUAACCAACAUGUUCCUCAUGCAGAAAACUAUUUUCUUUUUCUCCAGACAUUCAGCACUCAAUAACCUCAUCGAUGAAUGCACCACCUGCUAUGAAACAAUUUCAUGGAAAACUAUCUUUCUCUUCAAUCUCCCAGAUAGAUGCGUUGACCAUGAGGCGAGGAAAAGAUGGCGAUUCAGUCGUCGAUCGGCUUUUAAUGCAGGUUAAAUUUCUAUGAAGAUCCAUUAAACAGGCUACUACACCAUAGGCCUUUUCUUCUCCUACUGUUUUUCAAUUCUCUUCCAUCGUGGGGUUUAUGCAGCUGCUCAUAGAGCUGGAUGGUGCCGACCAGCGGCACGGAGUCUUCAUCAUCGGCGCCACAAACAGGUGACGAUCAGCAAGCCACCAUUUUUCUUACUCUGGUUUUCUUAUAUUCCAGAACUUCUGGGUCUCAAUCAAUCUCCACUUUGGUUCUCUUCUCCGCUAGACCUGAAGCAAUUGACCCAGCCAUCCUCCGGCCGGGGAGGCUUGGAAAGGUCAUGUACGUGCCAUUACCAAGCCCCGACGAACGAGCUCUCAUCUUGAAGACUCUUGCUCGGAGGAAACCGCUGGCCCCUGAUGUUGACCUGGGUCUCAUUGCCCAGGACUGUGAGAACUUCAGUGGGGCCGAUCUCUCCUCCUUGGUAUAAUAUACCCACAUCCCCCACGAAGAAAAAAUUCCUGGAUCAGAAAGUUUGACUGACUAUUAGGGGGGGGUAUAUUCAAUCUUGUUAUUUAUUUGCUUUUUUCGUCCUCACCCAGGUCAAUGAAGCGGCCAUGGUGGCAUUAGACGAGAAAGAAGGGUCAGUUGACCAAGGCAGUGGACCCUCAGUCAUCAAGACCUCUCAUUUCGAGCAAGCCCUGAUGAAAAUAUCUCCAUCGGUCUCUAUGAAGGUAGUUAAUAUGAUAUUAGUCAUUGCUCUUUCUAACAAGGUAAUUUCAUGUAUGAUUCCGGAUCAAAAUCCCCACCAUUCUCUUAAUGGUUGCGAUGAACAGCGACGGAAAUACUACGAGGAUUUGUCGAAGCACUUCAAAGCAGCUUAA